This is a messenger RNA of Cynocephalus volans (Philippine flying lemur), 4051 nucleotides long. RefSeq names its product sprouty related EVH1 domain containing 2 (gene SPRED2). The record is from RefSeq and is a predicted model, not a curated record. The transcript is spliced from 7 exons. Gene Ontology annotation, molecular function: protein kinase binding. Bases 186 to 1436 code for a protein of 416 amino acids. Gene Ontology annotation, biological process: multicellular organism development; negative regulation of MAPK cascade. Gene Ontology annotation, cellular component: membrane. NCBI's taxonomy places the organism in Eukaryota, Metazoa, Chordata, Mammalia, Dermoptera, Cynocephalidae.
CAAGUAGGAAGCUUUUUGCACUCCACCACCUCUGGCCGCUGGGAAGACGUCAUCGCUUCCGCCCUACUUCCUCCUCCUGUUGGCGGCGGCGAUCUCCGGAGAUGUGAAGAAGGGGGGUGAGCGGACAGGAAGAUGAAGGGAGCAAAGCUGCCCGCCGCGGGACAGGCGUCUAGGUGAACAAGAAAAUGACUGAAGAAACACACCCGGACGAUGACAGCUAUAUUGUGCGUGUCAAGGCUGUGGUUAUGACCAGAGAUGACUCCAGCGGGGGAUGGUUCCCACAGGAAGGAGGCGGGAUCAGUCGCGUCGGGGUCUGUAAAGUCAUGCACCCUGAAGGCAAUGGACGAAGCGGCUUUCUCAUCCAUGGUGAACGACAGAAAGACAAACUGGUGGUAUUGGAAUGCUAUGUAAGAAAGGACUUGGUCUAUACUAAAGCCAAUCCAACAUUUCAUCAUUGGAAAGUCGAUAAUAGGAAGUUUGGACUUACUUUCCAAAGCCCCGCUGAUGCUCGAGCCUUUGACAGGGGAGUGAGGAAAGCAAUCGAAGACCUCAUAGAAGGCUCAACAACAUCAUCUUCCACCAUCCAUAACGAAGCUGAGCUUGGUGACGAUGACGUUUUUACAACAGCUACAGACAGUUCUUCUAAUUCCUCUCAGAAGCGGGAACAACCCACUCGGACAAUCUCCUCUCCCGCAUCCUGUGAGCACCGGAAGAUUUACCUGGGCCACCUCCACGACCCAUACCCCAUGGACCACUAUCACCUCGACCAGCCAAUGCCAAGGCCCUACCGCCAGGUGAACUUCCCGGACGACGACGAGGAGAUCGUGCGCAUCAACCCCCGGGAGAAGAUCUGGAUGACAGGUUACGAGGACUACCGGCACGCACCGGUCCGGGGCAAAUACCUGGACACCUCGGAGGACGCGGACUCGUACGUACGCUUCGCCAAGGGCGAGCUGCCCAAGCACGACUACAACUACCCCUACGUGGACUCCUCAGACUUUGGCCUGGGCGAGGACCCCAAAGGCCGUGGGGGCGGGGUGAUCAAGACGCAGCCCAGCCGCGGCAAGUCCCGGCGGCGGAAGGAGGACGGCGAACGGUCCCGGUGCGUGUACUGCAGGGACAUGUUCAACCACGAGGAGAACCGGAGGGGCCGCUGUCAGGACGCGCCCGACCCCGUGAGAACUUGCAUCCGCCGGGUGAGCUGUAUGUGGUGCGCGGACAGCAUGCUCUAUCACUGUAUGUCGGACCCCGAGGGGGACUAUACAGACCCUUGCUCGUGCGACACUAGCGACGACAAGUUUUGCCUCCGGUGGAUGGCUCUUAUUGCCUUGUCUUUCUUGGCGCCCUGUAUGUGCUGUUACCUGCCGCUGCGGGCCUGCUACCACUGCGGAGUGAUGUGCAGGUGCUGUGGCGGGAAGCACAAAGCAGCUGCGUGACUCAGUCUCCCCCCCCCCGCCCCCGCCCCACUCCUCCAUCGACAGCCACAAGGGAACUUGUUUCCUACGUACUCUCAUCUUCUCCACACCGCUUUCCACUCCAAGGAGCAGGGAGAGCAAGAGGCCUCCCUGCACUCUGGUACCUGGAGGCACCAUUCCGGCCUGGGGAACCCGCUGGUGGAUGCUCCAGUCACCCCCGCCAGCCACACCGCCCCAGCCGCACGCCCACACACGCUCGCACAGUGUUCUAAGGAAAGGAACCUUCAGCAUAGAUUCUUGUGUAUUCUUAACGAUCUGUAAUCAAGCUAACUGUCUUAUCCAUGUGUUGAUUUCCUGUCUUUCCUCUCACCUCUUCCAGCUCAAAGGAGUCUGCCGUCGGAACUGCCGAUUUGGGAGGGUUUUGUAGUCAAUUUUUCCAAGAGCAUGGAAGACCAUCUCUUGGUUCAGCUUGCCUGUUGCUAGCAUCAGGUUCCUGCAGAAAUGUAAUGUCAGAAUGAUGAAACCCUAACAAGUAUUUUAACCUGCAGUCAGUUAUUAUGUAUAGGAGGUGAGCUAGUUAACCAGCUUGUACCACAAAACAAUAUCGCUUUAACUUUUCUAAAGCCAAAUUACUCACGUUUAAGCCACAGUUUCUAUCUUUAGCCUAUCAUCAUUUUCUGUCUCCCAAAGAAUUUGUCAAAAUUAUUCACUGAUGCAAAACAUUCACCCUUAAAAUGACUGAGAAUUGAGCCUUAACUUCAGAUUAACUUGUGAGGAUCAGGAAAAUUACUUAAACUCAUCACAUCCCCUUGGACCAGGGUGGGGAAAGGGGAUUUCAGGUUUCUAUGAGCCUCCCCAGUUACCCCUAAAAGUAGAACUUUUUAAAAUGGUGUCACCACCACUUCUAAAAAUUUAGCAAUAUUGGAAUAAGACACUUAUGAAGUAAGAAGCUUUGCUCAUUGUUUUGCAAACCAAAUAAUCUAUUCAAACACAAACCAGUGUUCUGCGAACAAGUUCCAGUUGAGAAACACUAUGGUUGUGAAUAAAACUAUAGGAGCUCCUCUCCCUCUCCCCACCCCGUGGCUAUUUUAUAUUAACCAGGGGGAGGGGGAUUUUAAUUGUCAUAAAUUUGAAGAGUGGUGGGUUGCAUUUUGUUUGUGGGUUUAUGUUUUGGGUUUCCUUUUGGACUCAACUUCAUGUCUCCACAUUCAUUUAUACUUGGGAAAAAACAAGGCCAUAUAUAAAAACCCUUCCAAUGCCUAAGUGUCUUUCUCCUGAAACUUCAAACCCAGGCUUGCCACUUUGGGUGCACAGAUGGUUAGGUCAGCCGACUGGUUCUGCCUGUCACCUUGCCAUAUAGGAGGCUUCUAAUUAGAUUGGAAAAGAGUGUUUUUCUAAUAUAUUGCAAGGACUAGCCAAAUCUCAUUGACGGAAGCAGAAAAGUGAAGAGCGGUUGCCUGUACCUAGCAUAGUACAAUCAGAACCUCGUGGAGACCACAGGGGACAGGCUUGCCAAGCUGGCCUUUCUUCCUGCCAUGAUCUUUCUGUGGUAAUUGCCAGCUAAAGGCACGGCCAGUCCCCUCUCCUCCCUUUCCCCAUCCCUUCUUUAUUGCACACAGGACAGCAGUCUUCAAGCAAAAGGACUUUUUUCCAGCCUGCCGAUUGUAUUGGGAAAAUGCUAGCCAUCCUUAACGUUCAUGGGAAUGUUUUCAGCUCAUUGAGAGCCCAUCACGUUUCUUUAGACAGAUCAUCGGUGUAAAUACCCAAUGUGCUUAUGAGUUGGUUGGCAGAUGCUUUCAUUUGUUGGAGUAACUGGUUUGGGCUUUCAGUUUGGAAAAGAAGCAGAAAGCUGUCCAUCCGGAUUGACAGAAGAAAAGAGAACCACUUCCAUGGUAGAGAACAUCUAGAAAACCUUCAGCCAGUCUCCAAUGCUGUUGAGAGACCAUCAUCCUCCCGCCCCCGCCCCCGCCUUGAGGUAUUUCCUCGGGGUCUUUCUCUAAGGUCUCCUCUCUACAAAGCACAACACUAAUGUGUGUUUCGUUACACCUCCGUUCAGGUGCCCCUAUUUAUUUCAAUAAGAACACACACAUCCCAGCUGCUUUUUGUUUGUCGUCUCUAUUUUGUUGUUUUGUUUCUAUCUUCCUUUACCCCUUGUCCUUUUCUACCCCUUUUAGGAGUUAUACUAGUGAAUCUUACUCCUCAUAUACUUUUUGGUUUGUGAAGGCAGCGGUUAAGGGCACAAGGACAGCCAUGGGGACAUUUAUGUAAAUACGUCUCACUAAUUGCCACACUGCAGCUGAACAGUGUGUAGGAUUUUCCCAGUCAGCUUGGGCAUACUGACGUUAAUCAUUUGAGAGAAAUUAUCCAGAUUUUAUUUUUGUAUCUGUGGUAACAAAACAUUAACCAGAAGACUUUUCUGUUCAGAAGCUUCCCUGACCGCCCCUCCCCCCAACCCCAAGCUAUUUGCUCACAUUAACAAAUUAAAGUGCCUGAAGCAAAAUUCAUUCUUUACCUGUAUACUAAAAAAACCCUGUUGUAUUGAUUUUUUUAUAAUAAGCCUUUUUACCUCUGUGUAAAAAAUAUAUAUACAAGUGUAUGAUGUACAUUUUAGUUCUUAACUUUUUUUUAUGGUUUCU